AUGUAUAAAAGCUCCUAGCAGUGACCUUGUUCAGUGCCUACUGAACCAAACAAAACAUCAUUCAAAAUGGGAAAGAUCAUCUUUUAUGAGGACAGAAAUUUCCAGGGUCGUUCCUACAAGUGCACUACAGAAUGCCCAGACCUGUCCUCGUAUUUUAGACGCUGCAAUUCCAUUCGAGUAGAAAGUGGAGACUGGAUCCUUUAUGAGCAACCCAACUACAGAGGGCACCAGUAUUACCUUCAUCGGGGAGAAUAUCCCGAUUUCCAGCAAUGGAUGGGUUUUAAUGAUUCUGUAAGAUCCUGCCGUCUGAGUCCUCAGCACCAAGGCUCUUUUAAAAUGAGGAUUUAUGAAAGGGAAGAUUUCAGAGGUCAGAUGAUGGAGUUCACCGAUGAUUGUCCUCAGGCCUAUGAGCAGUUUAAUUUCCACGAUAUCUAUUCCUGCAAUGUGAUGGAUGGUUACUGGAUGUUCUAUGAAGAACCAAACUACAGGGGACGCCAGUAUUACCUUAGACCUGGAGAGUACAAAACAUAUAGCGACUGGGGAGCCAUGAACCCAAGAAUUGGCUCCUUUAAACGUGUCCAUCAUUUCUAUUAGGCUAAAAGAAAAACAUUGGCUGCAUUAUACGAAAUAUUCAAUAAAUGUUUUAAAUACUAA
Xenopus laevis (African clawed frog) is the source of this 654-nucleotide messenger RNA. It is a transcript of the gene cryga.7.L, whose product is annotated as crystallin gamma a gene 7 L homeolog. The record is from RefSeq and is a predicted model, not a curated record. Bases 67 to 594 code for a protein of 175 amino acids. Lineage: Eukaryota; Metazoa; Chordata; Amphibia; Anura; Pipidae. The transcript is spliced from 3 exons.